Molecule: messenger RNA, 7539 nt
Organism: Cebus imitator (Panamanian white-faced capuchin)
Lineage: Eukaryota; Metazoa; Chordata; Mammalia; Primates; Cebidae
Gene: USP15
Product: ubiquitin specific peptidase 15
Exons: 20
Coding region: 3195-5777 (860 amino acids)
Biological process (GO): protein deubiquitination
Molecular function (GO): cysteine-type deubiquitinase activity
Source: RefSeq, a predicted model, not a curated record
UAACUUACUAUAAAUAUUUUUCUUGAUUAGUUCAUAUUUUAUUAACUCAAUGAAUUGUGAAGUUUUGUCACUUAUCUUAGAGAAAAAGGCUAGCAAAGUUACUAUACACUGUUAUAAUAAUGGCAGGUAACAUGUUAAGAGGGUUUACUUAUGCUAGCCACUAUUGUAAGUAUGUCAUUGAUUAAUUCUCUAUAUAUAGAGAGAAAACUCUAUAAGGUAAGUAGGAUUAUCCCCAUUUUACAGAUCAGAAAAUGAGGAUAAAAAAUUAAGGUUAAUUUCUUUUAGAAGGUCAUAUUGGGACACAUACUUAGGCAACCUGACCCCAUUUUCUGUGCUCCAUUGUUUGUUUUGAUAAAACAAUUAGAAAAGAAUGAAGAAACUAAAAGUUGAAGAAAUGUUUUUUGUAACGUGAAAAUUUUUUAGACUUGAAAAUAUAGAUUUUUUUUUCAUAUCCUUUACCAUUUUAAAAUUAUAGCCUAGAAGCAUUAAGAAUAACCAAUUUUUCUUUAUCUUAGGGAACUAAAAAGUGGUAAGUUAGGGUGUUACUAUGGAAGAAUACCAAAUGUUCAAGGUAAAUCAGCCGACUUUCCACAUGUAUUUAUUUGAUCAUUGAUUGUGGGAAAGGUGGGAAGCUGAGAAGGUACCAAAGUCUCUUGGCAUGAUUUUUUAUCUGGUUUGGGUCCCCCCUCCCAUAGAAACAAUUAAAAAGUUGGAUUAGGUAACAUAAGAGUAAAAAAACCUCUUGUAGACCAAACUGUAUUUGAAUUUAUUUGAAGUUGAUGCUGUAGAAUUGCCAUAUUAACAAUUUGUAUUUGUGUAUCUAUGGUUUUAGGUAUAUUAGAAGCUAACCUUGGAUCUUAUGAGUAGAUCUUGAAUGUACGUUUUGUUUGUUUUUGUUUAGUUUUGUUCCUUAGUUUCAGCCAUUUCAAAAUUGGAAUUCCUCUCUUGUAGGAAUGCUAGUUCUAUAAAAUGACUUAGUUCUAUAUAGUUCCAUAGAAUGAUUUAGUUGCUUUAUCUAUAGUUGGGGGAGAAUUGAGUGUUUUGAUGAAAGGAUGCUAUCUAGAAUUAUUUCAUUCCUAGGAUAAAGGAAAAUUUGUGUUCAAAAUGUCUUUAAAUGUAUUAAACUGUAUCCCUUUAGUCUUAAUGAUACACUUUUUUUCUUGUAAAUGUAGCACAUUGAGCACUAGCAGUCUUCAGUAUGGUAAACAGAUCAACUGCCAACUUCAUUGCUGUUUCUUUUUGAAAUAGCCUUCAUUGAGAGUUCUUGGAACCUCACUGUCUAAUAAAGUAAAAUACAAUAAAAAAAUUUUACACAACUAGAAAAAAAAUUUGACAAAUCUCUUAGGAGACCACAUGCUUAUUUUUAAUAAAUUGAAUGAAAUGUAUCCAACCUGUAAAAUAGUUUUCAAAUGUCCAUGUGCUACAUUACAUUGCCAGAGUUCUUCUUACAGAUGCAAUUUCCUACAGUAUUAAAUCUGCAGUAAAAUUAGUUACUCGCACUUAAAUUUGGGAAUUUCAUUUGCAUUUUCACUGUGCCCCACAUGACUGAUGCAGGUGGAACUCAAAGAAGUAAAUAGACCAGCUUAUAGUGUCUGAAGCCCAACUUUGAAUGUUACCCAUCUCCGAUUGCAUUAAAGAAUCUAGAAUUGGUGGUUCCGCUAGCUAUAAUGUAGUUAAACAUCUUCCUGUACCUCAGAGAUCUCUAAAAUGCUUCAUUUAUAGCAUCAACCAAAGAAUGGAUGAAAAGAAAGCAGGGAUAUAAGCAGAAAAUAGAAUGGAAUUAAAAUCCAAGAGAAACAGUAGAUAAUAAAAACAGACCCAUAAGAAAUUCAGGUAAUUGAGUUAUUAGAUUUUAGAAAACUGAGCUUAUUAUGCUCAAGAAUAAAAGAAGUAAGACAGUUGAGAAGUAAGGUAAAACUAUUAAGAAGCAAAUAGAAUUCUAAAACUAAUACUAUGAAAAUUUAAUGUUUGGGAAUAAUAUUAGACCAAACAGAACUGAAGACAGAAACUUUUGACUAAAUGAUUUAUCAGUAGAAAAUAUAGAGUCUAAAGCUUAGACGAAAUAAUGGGAAAUAUAGAAAAAAGCUAAGGCAUAAAUGGAAUGCAGUAAAUAAGUUUAACAUGCAUGCAUACAGUUGGAAUCUUGGAGAGGAAAGAAGAAAUGGGUAGAACUACUACUUAAGGAGGUAAUAGCUGAGAAUUUUCCCAAGCUGAGAAAGGUGUCCUGCUUUAGAUUAUGAAUGCUAAAGAAAUGCUAUGAAUCUCAAACUGAAAUAAUACAAACUGUACCCAAUAGAAAUGUUGAAAAGCAAAGGCAAAAAGAUAUUUCUAACAAUAGCCAAAGGAAAAGUAUCUUCAAAAUAAAGAUAAGGCAAAGUAAUGAUUUCUCAAGAGAAACCAUGGAAGCCAAAAAGCAAUGAACUAUCUUUGUUAAAAGAAAAUAAUUACCAAUUACUACUAGUUAAAAGAAAAUAAACUAUCAACUACUAGUUAAAAUACCAACUACUAUAAAAGAAACUACCAACUACUAGUUAAAAGAAAAUAACUACCAAUAUCGGAUUUUGUGACUAAGAAAAUAAUCCUUCAGGGAGGAAGGUGAAAAAAGCCAUUUUCAAAUAAAAACGAAUUGAAUUUGUUACCAGCAGAUUUGUACUGAAGGCAAUACGAAAUAAUCUUAAGAAUGGUUGGAAAAUAUUCCAGAUGAGAGCUUGGAGAUGCAGGAAAAAAUGUAGACAAAAUGUAAAUGUUGUGAGUAAAUCUUAAGAUGGACUGUUGAAAACAUUAAUAAUAACUUUUAUGGAGUUGAAAAUGUGAAUAAAACUGCAUAAUAAUGUUAGCAUGUAAGUUAAGAUAAUACUCUCCACCAUGUUCCCUAGUGAUACCCAACUCCUCAUAUCCAUGUUCUUGGGCACUCUCUUCCAUGUUGUACUGAGGUUGGUCUGUGUGGCCAAUAGCAUACUCAGUACUCAUGGUACAUCACUUUCAAGAUUAGGUUAUAAAAAACACUGCGGCUUACAUCUUGGGUGCACACGCACUCUAGCUGUCUCUCUUUCUCAUUUCUCACUCGGGGAAUUCAACUGCAUUUGGCGAGGACACUCAGGCAGCCUAUGGAGAGGCCCACAUGGUGAGGAACUGAGAUCUCUGGCCAAUAGAGAGGAACGGAGGCCUGCAACAACCAUGUGGUUGAACAGGGUAUGUUUGUAAAGCACUGCAAAGUAGAAGUAUAUCUCACAGAAUUGAAGCUAUGUGAAAAUGGAAACAUGAACAAUGUUGUAACUCGAAGAUUUAGCAAAGCCGACACAAUAGAUACAAUUGAAAAGGAAAUAAGAAAAAUCUUCAAUAUUCCAGAUGAAAAGGAGACCAGAUUGUGGAACAAAUACAUGAGUAAUACAUUUGAACCACUGAAUAAACCAGACAGCACCAUUCAGGAUGCUGGUUUAUACCAAGGACAGGUAUUAGUGAUAGAACAGAAAAAUGAAGAUGGAACAUGGCCAAGGGGUCCUUCUACUCCUAAGUCCCCAGGUGCAUCCAAUUUUUCAACUUUACCAAAGAUCUCUCCUUCAUCUCUAUCAAAUAAUUAUAACAACAUCAACAACAGAAAUGUGAAAAACUCAAAUUACUGUCUCCCAUCAUAUACUGCUUAUAAGAACUAUGAUUAUUCAGAACCUGGAAGAAACAAUGAACAGCCAGGCCUCUGUGGUUUAAGUAACUUGGGAAAUACGUGUUUCAUGAACUCAGCUAUUCAGUGUUUGAGCAACACACCUCCACUUACUGAGUAUUUCCUCAAUGAUAAGUAUCAAGAAGAACUGAAUUUUGACAAUCCCCUAGGAAUGAGAGGUGAAAUAGCUAAAUCUUAUGCUGAAUUGAUCAAGCAAAUGUGGUCUGGAAAGUUUAGCUACGUCACCCCAAGAGCCUUUAAGACACAGGUAGGACGUUUUGCACCUCAGUUCUCUGGAUAUCAGCAGCAAGACUGUCAAGAACUAUUAGCUUUCCUACUAGAUGGAUUACAUGAGGAUUUGAAUAGAAUUAGGAAAAAACCAUAUAUACAAUUAAAAGAUGCAGAUGGAAGGCCAGAUAAGGUGGUUGCUGAAGAAGCCUGGGAAAACCAUUUAAAACGAAAUGAUUCUAUCAUAGUAGAUAUUUUUCAUGGCCUUUUCAAAUCAACUUUAGUUUGUCCUGAGUGUGCUAAGAUUUCAGUAACAUUCGAUCCUUUUUGUUACUUGACACUUCCAUUGCCCAUGAAAAAAGAGCGUACCUUGGAAGUUUACUUAGUUAGAAUGGAUCCGCUUACCAAACCUAUGCAGUACAAAGUGGUUGUCCCCAAAAUUGGAAACAUAUUAGAUCUUUGUACAGCAUUGUCUACUUUGUCAGGAAUACCUGCAGAUAAGAUGAUAGUUACUGAUAUAUACAAUCAUAGAUUUCACAGAAUAUUCGCUAUGGAUGAAAACCUUAGUAGUAUUAUGGAACGGGAUGAUAUUUAUGUGUUUGAAAUUAACAUCAAUAGGACCGAAGAUACAGAGCAUGUGAUUAUUCCUGUUUGCCUAAGAGAAAAAUUCAGACACUCAAGUUAUACCCACCAUACGGGUUCUUCACUUUUUGGUCAACCUUUUCUUAUGGCUGUACCACGAAACAAUACUGAAGACAAACUUUAUAAUCUCCUGCUCUUGAGAAUGUGUCGAUAUGUCAAAAUAUCUACUGAAACUGAAGAAACUGAAGGAUCCCUACACUGCUGUAAGGACCAAAAUAUUAAUGGGAAUGGCCCAAAUGGCAUACAUGAAGAAGGCUCACCAAGUGAAAUGGAAACAGAUGAGCCAGAUGAUGAAUCCAGCCAGGAUCAAGAACUUCCCUCAGAGAAUGAAAACAGUCAGUCUGAAGAUUCAGUUGGAGGAGAUAAUGAUUCUGAAAAUGGAUUAUGUACUGAGGACACUUGCAAAGGUCAACUCACGGGACACAAAAAACGAUUGUUUACAUUCCAGUUCAACAACUUAGGCAAUACUGAUAUCAACUACAUCAAAGAUGAUACCAGGCAUAUAAGAUUUGAUGAUAGGCAGCUUAGGCUAGAUGAAAGAUCUUUUCUUGCUUUGGAUUGGGAUCCUGAUUUGAAAAAAAGAUAUUUUGAUGAAAAUGCUGCUGAGGACUUUGAAAAACAUGAAAGUGUGGAGUAUAAACCUCCUAAAAAACCCUUUGUGAAAUUAAAAGAUUGCAUUGAACUUUUUACAACAAAAGAAAAGCUAGGUGCUGAAGAUCCCUGGUAUUGUCCGAAUUGCAAAGAACAUCAGCAAGCCACAAAGAAAUUGGAUUUGUGGUCCCUGCCUCCGGUACUUGUGGUACAUCUCAAGAGAUUUUCUUACAGUCGAUAUAUGAGAGACAAGUUGGAUACCUUAGUUGAUUUUCCUAUCAAUGACUUGGAUAUGUCGGAAUUCUUAAUUAAUCCAAAUGCAGGUCCUUGCCGCUAUAAUUUGAUUGCUGUUUCCAACCACUAUGGAGGGAUGGGAGGAGGACACUAUACUGCUUUUGCAAAAAAUAAAGAUGAUGGAAAAUGGUACUACUUUGAUGACAGUAGUGUCUCCACUGCAUCUGAAGACCAAAUUGUGUCCAAAGCAGCAUAUGUACUCUUCUACCAGAGACAAGACACUUUCACUGGAACUGGCUUUUUUCCUCUUGACCGAGAAACUAAAGGUGCUUCAGCUGCCACUGGCAUCCCAUUAGAAAGUGAUGAAGAUAGCAAUGAUAAUGACAAUGAUAUAGAAAAUGAAAACUGUAUGCAUACUAACUAAUGAAAGUCCCAGAAGCCAUAAAAGAGAGACUUUCCUGCUGGUGGUAUCUGUGGAAAUGAUGAAGUUACCCACCACAUUAAAACAAAAGUCUGAGAUGGGGAGUUUCAGAUAACCGAAUGUAAAUCCUUUAUCAGAUUUUAACUUGUGCAGUACUUGAAGUGAAACACAAUGAAAACUUUAACAAAUUGUCUCUUAAUACAUUUACAGUCUUGUAUUUACAAGCUAAAUAUAUAUAGGAAAUCACAAAUAAAUCCCUUUUAAGUUUGCUGCUGUUUUGAUUAAUUAUGUUUCCUUUGAUUUUUUUUUUUGGAUGUGAGUUAAUUGAUGACAAAUGUUAAAUUUGUAGAUGUUGGUCAUUUAUUUUGCUUUAAUAAUACUGCAAGAAAACUAUGGCUGAACUUAGUUUUUGGAUAAUCUAGUUCAUGUGCAUUAGGCUGCCGUAUAUACUACUAUGAUAUUUAGCUGCAGUAUCAGUGUGGCAUAAAUACUGCGGCAGCAUUCUUCAGAAACCACAUUUCCAAAUUUAUCCCGGUAAUCAAUGUGGGCCUAUUAAAAAACUAAAUCAUGAUACAAGAAACAGUCUUAGAAAAGAUAUUUCUUUUUGUAGUAUCAUUAAAAAUCCAGAAUAUUAUAUUCAUUUUACUGCCAAUGUGGAAACAGGUUCUAGAUUUCAUAUUCCAUCUAAAGUCAUGUUUCAGUUACAUGUAAGUAUUAUCUACUGCUAUUGGGAUCUAUUCUUCAGACGUUCAAAAACAAUUUUGCUUUAAAAUGCAUAUCUUUAAUCUGGUGUUGGUCCAAAAUUAAAAUUUUUGCUGUCUGUUUUUCUCUACCCCAUUUUAUGGUAAUUUGGCAACUUUAAUUCUCCCAAUUAUUGUAAUAUAAGGACAGACUUAAUAGUAUUCUGUAUCCAUAGUAAUAAUUGCAUCAAGCUUAGAUGAGAGAUUUUUUUCAUAUACUGGCCUUUAAAUCAUUAAUGGACAAUUGGCUAUAAAGGUAGGUCUGUUAACUUUCUUUGUGUGUUCCUGAUGGAAUUCACCAUAGCCUUACAGCUUUUCUCAGACGGUAACUUGUUAUAAGAGAAAUGGCAUUUGCAUGUUCCAGAGUCAGAACCUGUACAGUAUAUAAAGCAUAAACACCUUGAAUUUGAUUUUAGUUCACCACAUUCAAGGAUCCAGGAUGCCAAAAAUAUGUGUGAACAUUUGAAACAUUUUUAUUUGCUGCUUUUUCCCUUUGAUCUAGUUGAAAGAAUGUAUUGUAAAUUGGCAUACAAUACUGCCUUUAAUAGAAAACCUAAAUGCUGGGGCACAUUUCACGUAUCGACUACCUGAGAAAUUGCUUUGUGUCCCACUGCUAUUAAAGCAAAAAGUAUAAUGUUCUUCACUUGAACUAAUCAAAUACAAUAGAUUAUAAAUUGUGUAUUGUAAAUAAAAGUUCACUCUGUGAGUGCACAUUUUGGUAAAUUAUUUAUUUAUGUUAGCAUUUAAAAGUUUUAAAAAAAAAAUGCAUUUGACCAGGAUAAAUGAGGUAUGUUGAUCAUGGCUUUGCUUUAUAUCUUGAUAUUAAAGCUGGUUUAACAUCCUGGUAUUUUAAGAAGCUGCUUUGGUUUUUUUUUUCUUCUUCUUCUUCUUUUUUUUUUUUAAUGUAAACUAGCCUCCUGCAUGACAGAGGUUAAAAUUUUGUCUGCACUUGAGUUCACUUGAGUUUACAUUUGAAAUGUGCAUGUUUAUUUAUACAGAUUUCAAUAAAGUUAUUCAAGGCCUUA